GUAAUUAACCCAUGAAACUAAUAACAAGCAUUGAUUGCUUCAUUCGCGUAAGCUAUAAAAGCGAGAUAGUCUCGAUAGCUUUUGCAGUUGCUAUAAGUUUACGAUACAACACGGUGUACGUUCGUUGCUUAAAUCUUUUGUUUCGUUUCUUUUGCCGUUGCAUUGAACACUUAAAUAUAAAAUGAAACUCUUUAUAUUGGCCGGCGUUUUAGCUUUAGCUUAUUUCACCACUGCCGAAGAUAAAUACACAACUAAAUAUGACAAUAUUGACGUUGAUGAAAUAUUAAAGUCAGAUCGUUUAUUCAAUAAUUAUUUUAAAUGUUUGAUUGAAACGGGCAAGUGUACACCAGAGGGACGAGAACUAAAGAAGACGCUUCCAGAUGCACUGAAAACUGAAUGUAGCAAAUGUAGUGAAAAACAGAAACAAAAUACCGACAAAGUUAUACGUUAUGUCAUUGAUAACAAACCCGAUGAAUGGAAACAACUGCAAGCUAAGUAUGACCCUGAGGGUAUAUAUGCAGCCAAAUAUAAGAAAGAAGCGGAGAAACAAGGCAUCACAAUUUAAAUCACCUUAACAAUUCAUAAUAUAUAUGACUAAUACAUAUUGUAAAUAGUUUUGUCAGUACAUAUUUGUAGAUAAGCACAUCUUUGUACACACAUGUACUCGUGUAAGCGCUGACAUAUGUGUAAAUAAAUAAAUAAUAUUUCUGGGAAUAGACAUUUA
This is a messenger RNA of Bactrocera dorsalis (oriental fruit fly), 724 nucleotides long. RefSeq names its product ejaculatory bulb-specific protein 3 (gene EbpIII). The transcript is spliced from 2 exons. Lineage: Eukaryota; Metazoa; Arthropoda; Insecta; Diptera; Tephritidae. Bases 182 to 565 code for a protein of 127 amino acids. The record is from RefSeq and is a predicted model, not a curated record.